AAAUGUGCAAAUACUGCAUAAUGUAAUCAGUACAACAGGGAAAGGUAAGGUAAUGUAAAACCUAUUUGUUAUUUAUAGGUGUGUGUGUGUGUGCAUGUGCGUGAGUGUUUGCAUGUGUGUGCGUGCGUGUUGAACUGGGAGUGUCUUGUCUCCUCCGUGCUCGUCAUUCAUUACGGAAAAAAAGUGCAGACUGCAGACACACAAACUCAGGCUAUCUACACAACAACAGCAUCAACAAAGUGGAGUCAUGGAGAAGAGUCCAAAUGCAGAGAGACAUACAGAGGACACCGCCUGCAUGUGUUUGCAGAGAAGUUCCUCUCUCAGACGUAAAUGGAGGAAACGAUAUGGAGGUCUGGAUGGAAACAAACUUCUAGAACCUGAACAAGACUUACAGGCCACAGAGGAGGCGCACAAGAAUGAUGACAAGCUGAAUAGCGCUGACAACCAGCUUACGGCACCACAACCAGCUUCCCGGAUUCUGAUCCAGAACCAACUGCAGAGUUCAGUCCAGAAGCCCAUUAGUCUGGUCAGUCCUGGAGCCGCAGGUGCAUCUGGAGCGUCAUGUCCAGUGGUUCCGGUGUCAGUCAGGGGUGGUUGCCAGAAGCCCCUCCCACCCCAAGCCAUGGUCCAACCAAAGGACAGGUGCCUGCAGGUGGCCCAAUCCUGGUGCCCUCCCCAGCAGACUCCAACCAAACGCAAGGCCGCAGCUGACGUUCUCUUUGACACGUUCGCCUGCGACGGAAGAAUCAACACCAAUCACUUCUUUGAGGCCGUCUGGAGUUGUGGUCUUCACCGGUCUGACUCACGGCUCCAGGACUGUUUGUCCCUCCUCAGGAAGCUUCAGGACUCCGAGGCUUGUGUAGACAGAAGCACCUUUCACAGGUGCGUGACAGGUGUGGUGUCUCUCCUGAUGAAAGUACUCCAGGGAAGACUGGUGAUUCCGGACUUUUCCAGCUUCACUGAGGAAACACAGAAAUUGUUUUCGCGAUGUCGUCAGCUGUCGUGUGUUCAGGACAAAGACAACAUGGACACUGUCAAAUGGGCCGUGUCUGUGUGCACAGUAGACGGUCAAAGGUUGUCGCUAGGCGACUGGGCUACGUCCCUCCCACUGGGCGAGCUGUCAUGGCCGCUGGUGUACGGUGUGGCAGUGGAGCUGCUGGGCUCCCAGCUGGUCCACAGGUAUGUGGGCACGGAGCCGUAUUCCUUGCGGGAGUCUCCCUUCUCACUCAGCAAAGCAGGAACCCCUCACAGUCCACUCACGGAGACCGGCGCCAUUGUCACCGCUUCCUUACUGCAGCUGCCGGGACGUCUGUGCGCUGACGAAGAGGAGAAGUACGACUCGGUGCUGAACGUCAUCCAGAGGCUGUGCAACAAAGAACACGCCAGCAUUAACUGCGCCAGUUUUCAGAGCAGCAAGAACGCCAAAGCGCGGCUUCACGCACUCGGCUUCUACCUGCAGGAGAAGAAGUGCUUGCCAGAGAAAACAGAUGUCAACGCCGCCUUGGACCUGCUGUUGCAGUGUUCCUCCACGGAGGUGACGUGCGAGUCGGGCGCAGCCAUGGCAGCAUCGCUGGCUAACGGCGGCCUCUGCCCGCUCUCAGGAGACCAGGUUCUAUCACCAGCGACCACUCGGAGCGUUCUGUCCGUGAUGCAGGUGGCCGGGAUGAAGGACUACUCCACCGACUUCCUCUAUAAGGCGUCCAUACCAGCCGUGUCCGGCAGCCAUGGCGGACUGCUUGCCGUCAUUCCCGGCGUCCUGGGCCUGAUGGCCUUUUCUCCAGAGUUGGACGCCUAUGGAAACCCAUGGAGGGCGGUCCACUUCUGCCAGGAGCUGGUGUCCACCUUUCAGCUCCACGCCUUCGACAUCAGGACGCCUUUCCGGCAGGUUCUGGCCUACAGGCAGUGGAAGGCAGAAUCUGAGGGUUACCACAUCAUCAAUGUCCUGUUGGCCGCCUUCAAAGGAGAUGUUCGGGCGCUGCAACGCUACUUCCUGUCUGGAGUGGACGUAAACGCUGUCGACUAUGAUGGCAGGUCAGCGCUGCACUUGGCUGCUGCUGAAGGUCACACGGAGGUGAUCCGCUUCCUGCUGGAGAACACAGGAGCCAAUCCCGCCCUCAAGGACAGGUGGGGGAGCUCUCCUCUACAAGAGGCCAGAAGACACAACAGAGAGGGGGCGGUCCAGCUGCUGCAAGCAACCAUGUGAUGCUUCCAAACUAAACGACCUCUGCCAAGGCCCAACAAACCCAACUCAUUGGGAUCAAUAGAAAACAGAACCUUUUGAAGGUUGCACGUAGCCAACAGCAGGGGGCAGUGUCAUAUUUGUAACAAGUCAUUAACACGUGGAUCUUGUUUUUACAGAAGUACAUUUUGCAUUUUGUCUGGUUGCCAUGACAUCUUUUUAUCAAGAGCACGUCACUGAGGGAACAAGAUUGAAUUAGUCUGUGAGUCGACAACAAACUGUGUUUGUGUUGUCAAUCUAAUUAGGAGUAAACAAGAUUUGAAAUAAAUGUCUUGUUGAUUUUAUCUUAAGACGUGUGUGAGCAAAAGCUCACCGGAAGUUAUAAAAACGUUUCACAAU
Dunckerocampus dactyliophorus (ringed pipefish) is the source of this 2578-nucleotide messenger RNA. It is a transcript of the gene glsl, whose product is annotated as glutaminase like. The record is from RefSeq and is a predicted model, not a curated record. Gene Ontology annotation, molecular function: protein binding; glutaminase activity. NCBI's taxonomy places the organism in Eukaryota, Metazoa, Chordata, Actinopteri, Syngnathiformes, Syngnathidae. The transcript has 21 exons. Bases 248 to 2203 code for a protein of 651 amino acids. Gene Ontology annotation, biological process: L-glutamine catabolic process.